CGUAAAAAGCUUAAAGUUUUAGAAGACGCGCUUCGAACCGCGUCGCGCUUAUUUCAGACGCGAAGAGCCGUGAGAGCUUCCCGUUGCAAUGCAACUUCAACGCUGUCAACACGACCUCCUCUCUUCUCCAGAUCGAGAAAGCCUAGUGUUGUGCUGUUUCAAACCAUCUUCACGCCUCCAGAAUGACGGGCGGUCUUGCAAAGCCUAGGGUCGCCAAAACCCCUAGGACAACAGCGCUGAGGUGACCUAUCCCAAGCAUCACUGGAAAACAAACGCCUAACCAUAUGACAGUUACGAGUUACCCCACCGCAUACACACAGCGAGGGUCUACCCCGUCAAAUCCUCAAAUGGGUCAACUAUUAUCUUAUACGGACAUGAACAUGGCGUGCGUGUUGUUUGGAGAGGUGGCAGGCCGUUCAAGCAAACUCCACCACCAUCAACACAGCCACCAAAGACGAAUGGGGAUACGGCGAUGAUAUCACUUGAUUCUGAUGACGAGGAUGAGAAGUUCGAAGACAAGCCCGAAUUUGAGGACGAAGAAGACGAGCUGGAUCCUCUCAACCCAUACCCCAACAUAAUACAAUCACUGGACUUACAUUUCGGGAUCGACGUGCUCCAGCUCGCCAUCCUACCAAAAUUCACUUUGACUGCCGAAGGAUCCAAGUCUCGUGGCAUCGAACCUUUGAAGAAGAAGAUUGUCUUUACUGCGGCUUGCGCCGAUAAUUCGCUCAAAUUUGUUACUCUUCCACUUACACCGCCCUCUCCAUUGAGCAAGAACCGUGAAGAGUUUCGAAAGUGUCCGGCAGACGCAUAUGCAGGCAAAGGGAAUUGGGGAGAAACAAUUACGAAUUUGACGAGCCACGAGAAGCCAUCGGAUGGUGUUUCUAUGACGGUUGACUUGAAUAGUGCUAAUACGAGCCAAACAAAAUCGGCAGCCCAAAUCAUUAUUGCUUCGAGCUCUGGCGAACUAACAGGAUUACUAAGAUUCUAUAGAGUAUCGAUCAAGGCUCCGCAGAAUAGCGCGGAUCCAUUCCAGAAGAUCAACCUUGCAGCUAUUGCUAAAUCGAUAUCGUUUAACCCGUCUCUAUCUGGUCAACGUGCCAACCAGCUACUUGUAGCAGAUAAAAAGGGCGCAUGUCGCAUUUAUGAUUACAAGGAAUUGAUUACCACCCCUGAUGUUGGCGCGGGAGGGGCUGUUCUAGAACACGGUACUUGGCUCACGUCACUCUACACACAAUUCCAAAACCUAAAGUCCGAGUCGACCAUACCACAAACCAACGGUCCUCAUACAGGGUUUGGGAGAAAGAGUAUACUUGACGCACAGUGGGUGUCUGCGGGCAAAUCAAUCAUUGUACUUCUUGCCGACGGGGAAUGGGGUGUCUGGGAUAUUGAAGGGACCGGUGCUGCCCAAAGCGAGUCAAGGAUUUUACUGACCAAAGGUGUCAAGACUGGCUCACAAUCGGAGUUCACUUUCUCGGGGUAUAUUGAUGUGGGACUCAAAACUCGACAGCCAAAGCCGGCACAAACUACAUCCAAAUUUGCUCCCAUGACUCCAUCGACGCGGAAAUCCGUCGACAUAUUUACGAGCAAACCAUCAAAUGGUACCAUUCGAGGUCAAAUAUCAGUAUUUGAUUAUCCAUCGUCUUCUCCGACACAUCCACCAGAGCAAUCCAUUGUAUUCUGGCUCGGCGAAACUUAUACUCAGAUCUCAAGUCUUGCGAGAUACUGGGCAACCAAUAAGGAUCCUUCAAAAAAUUCCGGCAGCAUCUUCAACUGUUCCUCGACUUCAAGAAUGGUACGACUUGAGGGCGUCGAUUUGAAAGAGGAAAGAUGUUCUGGGAUUGAGCAAAUACCCAAUAGCUCGUCCACCGAUUCACCAAGCGAUUUGGUGGUGUUGGGAGAAAGCCGACUUGCGAUUGUGAUAAGCGCAAAGCAAAGCAGCAAAGAUGCAAAAGUGCUGGCCACCGCGGGUAGACUAGCAAUGGCUGAAAGGGCGUCCGCCAAUAUCGGGCCUCUAGAUGUUGUCGGUAUAGAUCAGGCACUUGCACGGAUGGAAAAUGGAAACUCGUCGGCGAGAGUGAAACUGUUUUAGGGAAUGGGAGCGGCGGAGGACGCAUCUAAUGAUUUUAUGUAGGAAUAUUCGACAGUUGGUCUGUUGUGAAGAUACCCGAGAACUAGGCGAAUAAGACGAUGUUGUUGUGGUCUCGUCUGACUAUGUGUUUGAAGUUUCGUCGUUUUUAUGGUAUCCUUUUCUACUUUCCGUUACAUG
Messenger RNA from Hymenoscyphus albidus, 2269 nucleotides. The record is from the annotation of a GenBank genome assembly. Lineage: Eukaryota; Fungi; Ascomycota; Leotiomycetes; Helotiales; Helotiaceae.